This is a messenger RNA of Hyalella azteca, 747 nucleotides long. RefSeq names its product soluble scavenger receptor cysteine-rich domain-containing protein SSC5D-like. NCBI's taxonomy places the organism in Eukaryota, Metazoa, Arthropoda, Malacostraca, Amphipoda, Hyalellidae. The transcript is spliced from 2 exons. The record is from RefSeq and is a predicted model, not a curated record. The coding region runs from base 1 to 747 and encodes 248 amino acids.
AUGAAUUUUCCGCAUAUUAUCAAGUACCUUAACAACAUCAAGUCCCCUUACACCACCAAGUCCCCUUACACCACCAAGUCCCCUCACACCACCAAGUCCCCUUACACCACCAAGUCCCCUUACACCACCAAGUCCCUUCACACCACCAAGUCCCCUCAUACCAUCAAGUCCCCUCACACCAUCAAGUCCCCUCACAACCCCAAGUCCCCUCACAACCCCAAGUCCUCUCACACCACCAAGUCCUCUCACACCACCAAGUCCUCUCACACCACCAAGUCCUCUCACACCACCAAGUCCUCUCACACCACCAAGUCCUCUCACUCACACCACCAAAGUAAUACCUGCCUUGCACCCUCACCCCACCUGCCUGACACCCUCACUCCACCUGUCUGGCACCCUCACCCCACCUGCCUGACACCCUCACUCCACCUGCCUGGCACCCUCACUCCACCUGCCUGGCACCCUCACUCCACCUGCCUGGCACCCUCACUCCACCUGCCUGGCACCCUCACUCCACCUGCCUGGCACCCUAACCCCACCUGCCUGGCACUCUCACCCCACCUGCCCGGCACCCUCACUCCACCUGCCUGGCACCCUCACCCCACCUGCCUGGCACCCUCACCCCACCUGCCUGGCACCCUCACCCCACCUGCCUGGCACCCUAACCCCACCUGCCUGGCACUCUCACCCCACCUGCCUGGCACCCUCACCCCACCUGCCUGGCACCCCGCUAAGCAUUACAACUAA